Molecule: messenger RNA, 968 nt
Organism: Lactuca sativa (garden lettuce)
Lineage: Eukaryota; Viridiplantae; Streptophyta; Magnoliopsida; Asterales; Asteraceae
Gene: RPS9
Product: ribosomal protein S9
Biological process (GO): translation
Cellular component (GO): plastid small ribosomal subunit; ribosome
Molecular function (GO): structural constituent of ribosome; RNA binding
Source: RefSeq, a predicted model, not a curated record
ACGCUAUCCACCUUCAUAAACUCUCCAACCAAAAUUUCAUCCCCAAAUCCAGAAGGACCAAGAGAACGAAAAUGGCGAUGUCCAUCUCUUCGCUCACCUCAUCCUUCUCUUCUUUAUCUUUCUCCUCACAAGUUUCUCAAAAACCCUACUCCAUCUCUCUCGCUCCCUCCUCAAAAUCACUUCGCUUAUCUCAAUUUUCCACAAACAAACCCCAAUCUCUUACCAUACUUGCCACUGUCGCCGCCGAGCCUCUCACCGGAGAUUUGGAGACUACGAACAUCGAGAAGUACGUCAAAUCGAGACUCCCCGGUGGCUUCGCUGCCCAGACGCUGAUUGGCACCGGUCGCCGGAAAUGUGCCAUUGCGCGGGUUGUCAUUCAGGAAGGAACUGGAAAAUUCAUAAUCAAUUACCGUGAUGCACAGGAAUAUCUUCAAGGGAAUCCUUUGUGGCUUCAAUACAUCAAAGUGCCUUUAGCAACAUUGGGAUACGAGACAAGUUAUGAUGUGUUUGUGAAGGCACAUGGAGGUGGUCUAUCAGGGCAGGCACAAGCAAUCUCUUUGGGCAUUGCCCGGGCGCUUCUGAAAGUGAGUGAAGACCACAGAAAGCCUCUGAGGAAGGAAGGUCUGCUUACUAGAGAUGCAAGAAGAGUUGAAAGGAAGAAAGCUGGUCUCCAUAAAGCACGAAAAGCCCCACAAUUCUCCAAACGUUGAGGGGCGUUUUCGACAUUUACUCCAAUCAAUGUUUUGUUAUAAAUCUUUUGUUGCAUUCGGAUAUUUUGGGUCUUGUCAAAUACUGGUUUGUAGGGUAGUUUUGUUAUAAAUUGUACCUCCUAUCAAUUUAAAACCAUGGCUAGAGUUAUUGAUCAAACUUGCUGAUUUUCUAUCAAUGAGAGGGUUUUAAGCCUGUGCUUUGUGGCGAGAUGGAUCAUUUCUGUAAUUUUGUCUUGAAUGCAAGGACCAUUUCUGUAA